Molecule: messenger RNA, 2862 nt
Organism: Alternaria atra
Lineage: Eukaryota; Fungi; Ascomycota; Dothideomycetes; Pleosporales; Pleosporaceae
Exons: 2
Coding region: 1-2862 (953 amino acids)
Biological process (GO): secondary metabolic process; biosynthetic process
Molecular function (GO): CoA-ligase activity
Source: RefSeq, a predicted model, not a curated record
AUGGAUGUAUCCAAACACCAACCGUUAGGCAAUGAGCCAGUAGUGUUGCUGGAUCUUCUUGUGAAGGCCGCCGCCUCUGGGCAAGGACUAGUUUUCUUUGACAACGGCAUUGACUCAGCUCCCACUAGAGUUUUAUACUCUGAGUUGCUGGAGCGCGCCCAGAAAAAAGCCGCAGUCUUGCGUAGAACUGCAGUGCAGAGACCCGGACAGAUUGUUCUCACACACUUCGAUUCCCACUACGAGAACAUCUUAUGGUUCUGGUCGGUCAUUGCGGCAGGAGGAGUAGGAGCAAUCAUCAGUCCGCUCUCCAACGAACCCAAAGCUGCCGCUGGACAGCUACAAAACAUCAAGAAUCUGUUUCGUGACUCGCCUUUGAUCACGAACGAUAAGUUUGCUCAGAACUUCGCCGUCCAGGGGCUGAAUAUCAUGAUCUCGAGUCAUCUGGAAAACCUGGGGCAGAAGGAGCCCACAAAACCCGCUGAUGCUGUCACCAUUGCCCCAGAUCCAAACGACAUCGCGACUAUCUUGUUCACAUCGGGCAGUACAGGAUACUCGAAAGCAGUUCAGUACUCGCAUUGUCAGCUGAUUGCCUCGGCGAAAGCUAAAGUGAACCAUCUAGGCUCGGAUGGGAGAACAUUCAUGUCGUGGAUUUCCUUCGAUCAUUCGGCCAAUUUUUGUGAAGUCCAUCUGCAGUCGAUGUUUGCCGGCACUGAUCAGGUUCACGUGCCGACAUCAGAGCUUGUAGUGGAGCCGUAUCGUUUCUACAAACUGCUGAGCGACUUUCAAGUCGGCUACACGUUCACUCCCAAUUUCUUCCUUGCCUCUGCGACACGAUCCUUCCGUGCUACGAGUAUUGCAGACGUCAAGACCUGGAACCUGAGCAAACUCAAGACUAUCAUGUGCGCUGGGGAAGCGAACCGCACCGAGACACUAGCUGCUGCCGACGAGGUUCUUCGGGAACUCGGGGCACCUUCACACUCCAUUCGUGCGGCAUACGGUCUUAGUGAGACGUGCUCCGCAUGCUUCUACUGUCUAGAGACGCCGCAGUAUGAUGUCGAGCACGGGAACCGGUUUGCAUCGGCUGGUUCGCAUUUGCCUGACGUUUUGGAGAUGGAAGUGCUCGCAGAAGACGGCUCUGAGUCUAAUGAAGGCGUGCUAUAUCUCCGUGGGACGCUCAUAUUCAAGGGGUACUACAACAAUCCAGCUGCCACAGAACAAUGUAUGACCAGCGAGGGAUGGUUCAAUACGGGAGAUAUUGCUCGUGUUGAUGAAAAUGGAAACCUCCAUCUCCUUGGUCGCCAGAAAAAAAUCCUCAUUCUACACGGCAAUAAUUACUCCUCGUUUGAACUCGAGUACUCUCUCGAGACGAGUGGCAUCGUAGGCCUGACAACGUCAUAUACUGCAGUCUUUUCAACAUGGGACGAGAGAAAACAGUCUGAGGCCGUCGUCGUAGUGUUCAAUCCUACUGAAGAAGCCACGGGUCCCAAGAAGCUGCGAGAGACACUUCGAGCGAUCGAUCGCGUUGUCUUCAACUUCGCAUCUGAAAGAGCGCUCCACGUUAUUCCCUUGCCAAAGUCCUUGCUCCCAAAAUCCACUAUCGGCAAGCUUUCCCGUGCGCAGCUGAAGAAAGAAUACGAGGCAGGAGCUUUCGACGACUAUCUAGCGGAUGAGCUUCUAUCAUUGCCCGGGUCCACAACAGUCAAAAGCACGUCACCUGUAUUGGAUAGCAGCGUGAAAAGGGUUGAUUCUCCACAGGAGUCCUUGGAAGAGUCUACAACCCCAAUGGAGCGAGAGGUUGCGGCUGUGUUUGCUUCCGUGCUUCACGUUCCCGUCGACAGUCUUCUGCACGGUGCAGACGAUGCGUUACUUUCGUCGGGCCUCAACUCUCUCCGCUUUAUCCAAGUAAAGCGAUACUUAGAGAAGGCAUUGGACAUGGAUCGUGAGAUCCCGAUGCAGAUCCUCACUCGCUGCACGUCCGUGUCUCAGCUGGCUCACGAACUCACCCUCAUGGGCACUACAUCAGCUGAGUACGACCCCGUCGUUCCACUCGUUACCAAGGGAAGCAAGCAAACGCUGUUUCUUCUUCCUCCUGGGGCUGGUGAAUUUCUUUGCUGGCUUACCCUCCUGGAGUAUCUGCCAGACCGUCCGUUGUACGCUGUGCGAGCGCGUGGAUUACACGGACUAGAACCCGUGUUUAGUAGUCUCAAAGAGAUGCUCGACAUCUACUAUGCUGCUAUCCGUCGCACCCAACCCCACGGGCCUUACGCCUUAUUCGGCUACUGUUGGGGCGGCCUGCUGGCAUUUGAGCUGGGCAAGAUAUUCAUUGCCGCGGGUGAACAAGUGGUUUUCUGCGGCGGUCUAGACAAUCCUCCUGAUAUCCGUCGCGCACUGGGCCAUGUGCGAUAUCGCUCUGUGCUAUCGGAUUUUAUUCCCGCGCUCACAGGCAUGACUCCCGAGGAAGCAAAGGCCUUUAUGGAUGAGACGUCCGAAAUGGAAGAUCCUGAGUUUUACGAAGCCAUUCAUAAGAGGCUGCCAUCUGCCGUUCUGCAAGAGAAUGGCGGCCUAACGGUGCAACGCAUCAAAGCGUAUGGCAAAGUAGAGGAUUGUCACCGUCGCAUGGCAUGGGACUAUCAACCCCACGGAAGAGUGCCCGUGAUGGACAUUUUUGCUCCGAAUGCGUUGCCACUGUUUGAUGCGUCGGGCUUCGAAUCGUGGCACGCCGUAUUGGAUCAGUGGCAGAAUCACGCCGACGACACGCGUGUGCAUGCAAUCUCAGGAAAUCAUUACACGGUGUUGAAGCAGCCCGAUAUUUUGGACUUUCAGAAAGCGCUCAACAAAGCCCUCGAUGCUCGUGGUGUGUGA